Molecule: messenger RNA, 2286 nt
Organism: Oreochromis aureus
Lineage: Eukaryota; Metazoa; Chordata; Actinopteri; Cichliformes; Cichlidae
Gene: enpp6
Product: ectonucleotide pyrophosphatase/phosphodiesterase 6
Exons: 8
Coding region: 192-1538 (448 amino acids)
Source: RefSeq, a predicted model, not a curated record
AAAAUACACAUUUACCCUGUCUAUGAAUCGUUCUCGUGCACAAAUGCUGUUAUCGGAAGUCGAUGAUCAGUGAUCGGCACAGCCAACAGGUUGUCAUCGAGUGCGCACUGAGAAACCUUUCGUAGCUGCUGCCUGCUGUGUCACAGGAGUAAACUCCCUCUACCAUAAAGUUUCAGACAGAGAAGCAGAUCAUGUCCAGCAGAAAGACUACUGCGUACUCCCCUCGUACCUUUCUGCUGCUGCUGCUGCUGUUUGACGCAGGACAGCUGGGUGUCGAGACUCACCCGUUACUCGUGUUCCUGAUCGAUGGAUUCCGCUACGACUACAUGGAUGACCUGCACGAUUUACCCGGAUUUCGUGAGCUUGUGGAAAAUGGUGUGAAGGUUGACCACUUAACGCCGGACUUCCCAAGCUUGUCAUACCCAAAUUAUUAUUCCUUGAUGACAGGCCGUCAUUGUGAUAUUCAUCAGAUGACUGGAAACUACAUGUGGGAUGAAGUCUCCAAGAAAGAAUUCCUAAUUGGGACCAAUCCUGACAGCCGAUUGCCAAUUUGGUGGGAUGGGUCAGAACCACUGUGGGUCACCUUGCAGAAGCUGGGAAGGAAGGUUUUCAUGUACUACUGGCCGGGCUGUGAGGUGGAGAUUCUGGGUGUCCGUCCAUCUUUCUGUGAGGAAUACGUGUACAACCCCUCAGAGAAAAAUCUCACAGCAUCAAUAACAAAUGCACUAACAGUCUUAAGAUCAAACCAAGCAGACAUGGCAGCAAUAUAUUAUGAGAAAAUUGAUGUGGAGGGCCAUCACUUUGGUCCAGACUCUCGUCAGGUCAAAACAGCUGUGCAACAACUGGAUCUUGCAAUGCAGAAACUCAACAGCAAAAUCAAAGAGAUGAAUAUGGUGAACCAGCUGAAUAUAAUGUUGUUUUCAGACCACGGUAUGACAAAAAUCCACUGGAUGGAGAAGGUCAUAGAGCUGGAUAAGUAUAUCAACAUGUCAGACAUUGUCAAGAUGAUGGACAGAGGCCCAGUGGUCAGUCUUUGGCCAGAAGAUAACAAGUUCCAGGAGGUAUAUGCCAAAUUGUCUGAGGUCCCUAACAUGGAUGUCUAUGCCAGAGAAGAGAUCCCUGAACGAUUCCAUUACAAGAAAGGAAAGUUUGUUUCCCCCCUUACACUAGUGGCUGAGCCAGGAUGGUUUAUCGCUCAGAACAAGGCAAGUCUCCCCUAUUGGAAAAAUGACUCUGGGGAAGCGUCAGCAUGGCAAAAUGGCUGGCAUGGGUACGACAAUGAGUUCCUUGACAUGAGAGGGUUCUUCUUGGCAACAGGACCUGACUUCAAGAUGAAUGUACGGGCAGCUCCAAUUCGAUCGGUGGACAUCUAUAAUCUGAUGUGCUGGACGUUGGGAGUGGAUCCCCUGCCCAACAAUGGGUCCUGGUCUCGGGUUGAGUGCUUGCUGAAUAGUUCUAUUGGUGUAUCACAUUCCUUCUGGAUCUACUCCAUUGGUCUACUAGCAAUCAUACUGACAACACAGCCCGAAAUGAUUUAACAGGUUUGUUUAUGGCGUUUGAUAAUAGCUAGAAAUUGUUUUAUUUUCUAGAAACAUUUAACUAUGCAGAGGUUAAUAUUUGUGAAAGAAAGUAUCUGUGAAGGGAAUAAAUCAGCUUGAGAUAGAAUAAACAACACAUAAACUGCAUCGUAAAAAGCACGAUCUACCUGUCUGCCUCCUGUCUCCAGAUAUUUAACAGACUAUUUUUAAAUUUACUCCAGCAUUAGCUGUUUUGGUUUGGUGCCAAUAAGCCCUUCAGUCUUUGGUAAGUGGACGAAGUUGCAGGAAGCAAAUCUGGUCGAGAGCAACAGUUUUUUGUUAGAGCAUCGUGGCAUGUGACACAUUUCCUCUUUAGUUUGACAAAAACGUCUGUGUUUGCUGUCAGUGCAGGCCUGUCACAGGUCCGUAACACCGACCUUUGAUUGACUGUUUUCACUUCUUAUGGUUGGGUGAUUUUGAAAUCCUUUUCAGUCUUUAUGGUGUUUGAUUAUUGGUCCUUGUUUUCACAUGUUCUUUCAUUUAGCUGUCUUAAAUUUGUGUUAGAUCUGCAACAGCCUGUGUAACACACCUUUUGUGAAAAGUAAUCUAUAUAAAUAAAUUUGAAUAAAUUUGAAAAAGUGAUCAGAGGGUGCUUGUUGUUGUAGUCAUGUAGUUGUGCAGUUAGUAUUAAUGACUCCAACAUCAUUGUGAAGUUUGCGGACGACACUACAGUGGUGGGUCUUAUCACCAACGGUGAUGAGACAGCCUA